AUGGCUAUGGCCAGCACCUUCGUGCCGGGGCUGAACCCUCAGAAACCUCAUUAUAUCCCGGGGUACACUGGACACUGCCCACUGCUUCGGUUCGGCAUGGGCCAGACCUAUGGGCAGAUGACGGGGCAGCUACUUCGGGGAGCUCCUGGCAUAGCCUGGCCCCCUGCCCACCGCACACUUCUGCCUCCCAUUCGGCCUCCAAGAUCUCCCGAGGUUCCUCGUGGACGCCUGCCUGUCAGGUGUGGGCACAAAAGGCUCAGCUCCAGCAUGAUCCCUGGGUACACAGGUUUUAUCCCCCAGGCACAGUUCAUCUUUGCCAAGAACUGCAACCAGGUCUGGGCUGAGGCUCUGAAUGAGUUCACUCAGUGGCACGGGGAACCAGGGAGUCAGGAGCUGUCAAAGCAGGUCAAGGGAGAAGAAGUGGAGGAAGACCAAGAAUCAGAGCCAAAGCCGAAGCCAGAGCUGGAGGCGCAGGGGGCAGAGCUGGGGCAGGAGGCUUCCCCCUAUUCGAUGGAUGACGGAGAUCCUCACAAGUUCUUCAUGUCAGGUUUCACUGGCUAUGUGCCCCGUGCCCGCUUCCUCUUCGGCUCCAGCUUUCCUGUGCUCACCAACCAGGCACUGCAGGAAUUUGGACAGAUGUGCUCAGAGGGCAAAUCCCAGAAGGGUCUCAAACCUCUCCCCCCACUUUCAAGGAUCUACCCUCAGAACCUGGGUCUUUUACCUAACUACGGGGGCUACGUGCCAGGAUAUAAGUUCCAGUUUGGCCGCACAUAUGGCCAUCUCACCCAUGAUGCCCUGGGUCUCAGCACCUUCCAGAAGCAGCUCGUGGCGUAG
This is a messenger RNA of Eptesicus fuscus (big brown bat), 834 nucleotides long. It is a transcript of the gene CIMIP2B, whose product is annotated as family with sequence similarity 166 member B. The coding region runs from base 1 to 834 and encodes 277 amino acids. The record is from RefSeq and is a predicted model, not a curated record. The transcript has 6 exons. NCBI's taxonomy places the organism in Eukaryota, Metazoa, Chordata, Mammalia, Chiroptera, Vespertilionidae.